Cucurbita moschata (crookneck pumpkin) is the source of this 1467-nucleotide messenger RNA. RefSeq names its product thioredoxin reductase NTRB-like. Gene Ontology annotation, molecular function: thioredoxin-disulfide reductase (NADPH) activity. The transcript has 2 exons. Lineage: Eukaryota; Viridiplantae; Streptophyta; Magnoliopsida; Cucurbitales; Cucurbitaceae. Bases 29 to 1186 code for a protein of 385 amino acids. Gene Ontology annotation, cellular component: cytoplasm. Gene Ontology annotation, biological process: removal of superoxide radicals. The record is from RefSeq and is a predicted model, not a curated record.
CAGCCUUUUAAAAAAAUCUAAAUAGUCAAUGGCCACUCGCUUCGGAGGCAAUCGGAAUAAUAGAGGGCUGAAUACCGUUCCAAGUUUACUGCGAAAAGCCUUGUAUUCUAUUUGCCGCGCCUCUAUCCCACCUUCUCCAAUACCUUCCGCUCCGAUCGCCACCAUAUCAACAAGCUCCACAGCCAUGGCGGAUGCUACCGAGACCCUUAAAACCAAGCUUUGCGUUAUUGGAAGUGGCCCCGCUGCCCACACUGCUGCUAUCUACGCUGCCCGUGCCGAGCUCAAGCCUAUUCUCUUCGAAGGAUGGAUGGCCAACGAUAUUGCCCCCGGCGGCCAGCUCACUACCACAACCGACGUUGAAAACUUCCCUGGUUUUCCCGAAGGCAUUCUUGGCAUCGAACUCAUGGACCGUUGCCGCAACCAGUCGCUUCGCUUUGGCACUCAGAUCUACUCCGAGACCGUAACCAAGGUCGAUUUCUCAUCCAAGCCAUUUAAGAUCUUUACUGAUUCCAAGACCGUCCUUGCCGACUCUGUGGUUGUCGCUACUGGUGCGGUUGCGAAGCGAUUAACCUUUCCCGGCUCUGGUGAAGCGGAUGGGUUCUGGAAUCGAGGUAUUUCGGCUUGCGCUGUCUGUGAUGGCGCUGCGCCUCUUUUCAGAAACAAGCCCUUGGCGGUCAUUGGGGGCGGAGAUUCCGCCAUGGAGGAAGCCAAUUUCCUCACCAAGUAUGGCUCCAAAGUGUAUAUUAUCCACCGAAGAGACACCUUCAGAGCUUCCAAGAUCAUGCAACAGCGCGUCUCCAGCAACCCUAAAAUCGAGGUGAUUUGGAAUUCGGUGGUUAAGGAAGCGUACGGCGACGCUAAUGGACGAGCCCUGGGGGGUCUGAAGGUCCAUGAUCUGGUCUCCGGAAAGGUUUCUGACUUGAACGUUUCUGGGUUGUUCUUCGCUAUUGGUCACGAACCAGCUACCAAAUUCUUAGCUGGACAACUCCAGCUCGAUUCUGAUGGUUAUGUGCUGACGAAGCCAGGGACGACGCAGACCAGUAUCCGGGGAGUCUUUGCGGCUGGUGAUGUUCAGGACAAGAAAUACAGACAAGCUAUCACAGCUGCUGGAACGGGUUGCAUGGCAGCAUUGGAUGCGGAACAUUACCUGCAAGAAAUUGGUUCUGAGGAGGGGAAGAGUGAUUGAUAAUAGACUUUGCCUGGGUUUCUCAAAGUUGGCCGUUGAGAAAUUAUUUGAAGAUAAUGGCCAAAUAUCAAGAAUGAUUGUUGAAGGGUGCUUGUUGUAGACCCUGUCAUAUAAUUGUUGACUUCAUAAGUUUACAAGGAGGGAUAAAUGCGAAAAUAUUAUAGCAUUUUCGGGGUCAGUUAUUCGGGAUAAUCAUUGGGUAAUUUGUAUUUACGUUUGUUGGUUUAAAAGUUAUUGAAAGAACUUUUGCAUCAUUACAUAGGCUUAUACUAUUCCCAGAA